AAUUUGUUGAUGGGUAAUUCACAAUAAUCACCUAAAUAUAGUAUUACAAACUAAUUUCAAGUUGGUAUUCAUUUAUAUAUUAUCAUCAGAUAUCUUGCAAUAAAAAUACUUAAUUGAAGACACUCUUAAUGAAAACUCCGAUCUGAAUGAUGGAGACAAGAGAUCUCCUAAUAUAGAAGAACUAAAUUCUACUAGAGGAGCAACAAGGAAGACAUCUGAAAUACUGGAAUUGGAUUAAGGAAAACCUCGAAGUAAGAUAAUUCAAACUAAAAUCUUAAGGGUUGAAUAUAAAUUUAUAUGAGACUGAAUUGCCCUAAGCUUUUGAGCUAUUGAAUCAACUGCCUUUAAUAAAAGGAGAAAAGACUAGAUAUUUAUUGACCUCUUAUGAGUCUCCAUCUGGUCAUAAGGCCUAAGCACUUGGCAGUUAACCUAUCAUUUAAUUUAUUAUGUGCAACGAAAGACUCACUUAUUAAGGCUAAUGGUUGAGAUAAUAAAGAGAUGGGUUUGGACUGUGCAUUUACUAGAACGGGUUAAUAUAUGUGGGAAGUUGGAUUAAUGAUCUAAAGGACGGUCAUGGAAGAAUGAUUUAUGAGUAUAAUGACACUUACACUGGAUAUUGGAUGUAGGGAAAGUAUCAUGGGUUUGGAAUUUUUAGUAGUUCUGAAUCGUAUUAUGAAGGAAAUUGGGAAAACGGAGAAAAAGUAUUUUGUAUUAUACUAACAUAGGAUGGUUAAGGAUUAGAGAUUAAAAUGAAUAAAUCUAAAUAUGAAGGGAUGUUUAAAGGGGGAAAGAAAAAUGGGUUUGGAACAAUCAAAUACAUCGAUAAUCAGUUGUAUAAAGGGGAAUUUGUAGAUGGGUAAUACGAAGGAUAGGGAGAAUAUCAUUGGAAUGAUGGGAGUCAUUAUGUAGGAGAGUGGAAAUGUAAUAGGAUUCAUGGAUUUGGAACGUUUACUAAUAAAACAAAUGAUGUUUAUAAAGGUAUAAUCUUGUAUGUAUAAGUUUAGGAUCCUUUGUAGAUGAUAAGAAAAAUGGAAUAGGGACGUUUAAAUGGAGCAAUGGAACAAUUCUAAAAGGAAUUUGGGUUAAUGGAUAGUUAGAAGGCUAAGCAACGAUAACUAAGCCAAAUGGAGAAUCAAUUAUUGAAAACUAUAUAAAUGGAUAAAAGGUUGCAUGAUUACUAUGAUUUUAAGCAAUUUUCGUUUUUCAAUAUACAUA
Molecule: messenger RNA, 1215 nt
Organism: Paramecium octaurelia
Lineage: Eukaryota; Ciliophora; Oligohymenophorea; Peniculida; Parameciidae
Source: the annotation of a GenBank genome assembly